Halteromyces radiatus is the source of this 1074-nucleotide messenger RNA. Its product is annotated as cyclophilin. The coding region runs from base 43 to 771 and encodes 242 amino acids. Lineage: Eukaryota; Fungi; Mucoromycota; Mucoromycetes; Mucorales; Cunninghamellaceae. Gene Ontology annotation, molecular function: peptidyl-prolyl cis-trans isomerase activity. Gene Ontology annotation, biological process: protein peptidyl-prolyl isomerization. The transcript has 3 exons. The record is from RefSeq and is a predicted model, not a curated record.
UUUUUUUUUUUUCUUUUUUCUUAUAAAAAAGGUAUUCAAAUCAUGCCAAGGGUUUAUAUUGACAUUGCCAUUGGUGAUAUUGAUAAGUACGCUGAUGAACAAUUACGAUAUAACAAGGCAAAAUCCUGGGUAGCUCAAUGGGCAACGACGUAUGGACUGAAUGAUCAAGACUUAGACAAACUUGAAGAUCAAGAUAGGGAAACAGUACGUGAUAUUUUGGCUAAUGAUCCUACUGCUCAACAAGAAAAAUGGUCAGUAGAUGCUCCUCCUUCUUUAGGUGGUGGACGUUUAGAAUUAGAAUUAUAUGACCAACGAUGUCCGAAGACAUGUGAUAACUUUGUGGCUUUAUGUCAAGGUGGUAAAAUCGGGAAAAGUUCCAAAAAGGCUCUACACUACAAAUCAACUCAUCUUUUUCGAUUGGUACCUAACUUUAUGAUACAAGGUGGUGAUGUCACAAGAGAUGAUGGCUCUGGAGGUGAUUCGAUAUACAGUGGUAAAUUUAAUGACGAAAAGACUGGAUUAUUAAAAUUUAUCAAGAAAGGACAAUUAGCUAUGGCUAAUAGUGGAAAAAACACCAAUACAUCUCAAUUUUUUAUCACAUUGAAAGACCGUGAAGAUAAUCCCAAAGUUUUCGAUAAAAUCAAUGGAAAAUAUGUGAUCUUUGGACAAGUAAUAGAUGGAUUGUCAGUAUUAGAUGAAAUCAAUAAUAUACCUGUAGAAAAUGAAACACCCAAAAUAGACAUAGUUAUAGUGGAUUGUGGUUUGUUAUAGAUCGUGGGAAACAAUAAAAUAGCGGGGAUUUAUUUUUGAUCCUUUUUUUUUUUUUUUUCUUCCCUCUUUUCCAACCUUUUUUUUUUCUAAAUCUAUUUGACAUAACAAUGACUAUUACUGAAUCAUCUCCAGAAAUCAUUGUUGUAGCUGCAGCUUUAGUGGACUCUUAUGGAAUAGGUUAUCAACAUGAUCUACCUUGGCGUAUACCUGGCGAUUGGAAUUGGUUUCAACGAAUCACUACCAAAUCAUACCUUAACCCUUCUACCAACAAGGACGAAACCGUAUUAGAAAAAGAAUCUGAUU